Molecule: messenger RNA, 1092 nt
Organism: Aspergillus melleus
Lineage: Eukaryota; Fungi; Ascomycota; Eurotiomycetes; Eurotiales; Aspergillaceae
Exons: 2
Coding region: 1-1092 (363 amino acids)
Source: RefSeq, a predicted model, not a curated record
AUGAUUACCCCCUCAGGAUCAUCAAGAUCCAAACGCCGUCGGACGUCGCCACAAAACACCACCGCGGCCAGUACCCGUCGCAAGCGGGUCCGUGACACGGCCGACCAUCGAGCUCAUCCAGCUACAGGGAAUAACAACGACACCAACAAUAAGGAUCCCUCAAUCCAACCUGAGAUAACCUCAACCAACGAUUCACAACCCACGCCCUCCACACAAAAACCAACAUCAUCCGGUGGUGCAUCCGCAAUCCUAGCACGAUACAAAGCAUGGCGAAAAGCAGGAGCACCGCAUGAUCUGCGCUGCUUCGAAUGUUACCAGGAAGGAGGAACUCCGGGUCUAGGAAACCUGGAUCCCUGCCCGACCUGUCGUCUAGUCUAUCAUGAGGCGUGUAAGCCGCAAGACGGCUGUUGGGUGUCAUCGCAGCCGCAAGGACCGCAGCAAGAUGAUGUGCCCCUUCGGCGAUGGUUUUGUCCUAUUUGCGUGAAUCGCGGAUGGCAUGUUACGCCGCCGGUGUUGACGCCGCCUCAAUCGCCUGUCUUGAGGCCGGUGACUCCUGCUCCUGUUCCUGCGGCUGUUGUUCCAGUGUGCGAGGGUGGUUUGCGCGCGGAGAAUGUCGAAGCGACAAGUUGUACUGCGGACAGUGGCAAAGGUCGACAGAUCGAUACAGAUACGGAGAAAGAAAAGGCAACAGACGCAAGCAGACGGAAAUCGCGGUUCGAUACGCUUUCGCCGCAGGUCGAGUCUGCGCUGUGGGUUCUCUACCGCGAGCUAGAAAGCGUGCCUCUAGCGCAGCGACGGAUCGCGAACCUAGAGAAUGAAAUGGCGCAGCUACGGCAGGAGGUCAGAAUUCAGCGGAAUGAAAUUGAGUUGACGCGAGCGAGUGGCUCGCAGGUGCGAGUACUGCGAGAGGAGGUGCAGAGGCUGAAGAUGGAAUUGGCGAGUCGAGACGCAGCUGUGGAGGAGGCUGAGGGUUUAAAGGCGCGAAAUAGCGAUCUUGAGGUGGAGUUGGGGCGUUCGCGUGCUGAGGUGGAAGAAAGUGCUAGGACUCUGGCUGAGUGGAAGAAGAAAUUGUCGAGUUUGAUUGGGGAGUAA